Cajanus cajan (pigeon pea) is the source of this 736-nucleotide messenger RNA. RefSeq lists its product as uncharacterized. Lineage: Eukaryota; Viridiplantae; Streptophyta; Magnoliopsida; Fabales; Fabaceae. The record is from RefSeq and is a predicted model, not a curated record.
GUCUAUCUUCAACAAACAAAUUAAACCAAACCCACUUCUUAAACAACCGUGCAUUCUAAGUCUUGUAAUCUGUGAAGUGAGAUCAUCAUAAUCAUCAUCACCAGAAAGAAGAUGAGUUAUGGAAGAAGCAAGGGUUGGAUUGUAGCAGCUAGUGUUGGAGCAGUGGAGGCUUUGAAGGACCAACUGGGUGUGUGCAGAUGGAAUUAUGCCAUGAGGUGUGCUCAACAACACCUCAAAAACCAUGUUGGAUCCUUGUCUCAAGCAAAGAAUGUUUCUUCUGCUGGUAUUGUUGCAACCAAAUUAAAGGGUGAGAAGGCCAAGCAGGCUGAGGAGUCCUUGAGGACUGUUAUGUACUUGAGCUGCUGGGCUCCCAACUGAUCUUAAAAUGGAAACCGUCUAGAGACAUUUUCUGUAUUCAUCAGCAUGGUGAUUGUGUAAAUAGAGAUGAUAGAUUAGAUAGAUGAUAUGUGUAACGUCAUAUGGAAGGCUUUUUGGUCAAUUUAAAUGAAAAAAUAUAUAAAAAAAAAAACUAUUUCCCGUAAUGAUUUGUUUUAUGUUGCUCAUGGAUCAUCGAAGGAAACGAUGGGGGCUUUAACAUUUUUUGUGUUUUGAAAAAGUAAAAAAAACAAAACAAACAAAACGCUGAGACUUUGGCGUGUUUUGUUGUACAUAAAACUCCUAUGGGUUAGGCCUUUUUUUAACCCCUCUCGGAAGCUGUAUUUUUUAAUUGAAUAUG